Punica granatum (pomegranate) is the source of this 1091-nucleotide messenger RNA. NCBI's taxonomy places the organism in Eukaryota, Viridiplantae, Streptophyta, Magnoliopsida, Myrtales, Lythraceae. The record is from RefSeq and is a predicted model, not a curated record.
AUGCUGUCUCUCACCCAAGACAUGGAUGGCGAUCAUCAUGUUCACUCCCUACACUAUUCUCCUUGCUCUUCUUCCUCUUCCCUAGGUUGGGAUCUCCACAACCUUGGAGUUUUCAACGCAGACAUUUCAUUAAGUAUAGUCAUGGAGAGCACUCCGCCAUACUUUUCAACAAUGGCAUAUGAUUCUUCCAACUCCGAUGACCGUUCCACGGGAUAUCUCCAAGAUGCACUCGUUGAGUACGGAGGUCGGUCCAAGCGAAGGCGAUCACUGCUUUACGGUGAAGAUCUUGCUUUCAAGAGCUACUGGAAUUCAAACUGCAGUUGGGGCUGGGGCCCGCUUGAGAACUUGAACUGUACCAGCCACAUCAGUAGCAGCAAUAGUGGAUUAUCAGACUCGAGGAGCCAAACCAGCUAUGUCGAGGAGGGAAACGUAUUCCCAGAGAUUCAGACCCCGAAAGAAGCAACAACAAUAUUGCCGGGCCUUGAUGAGAUCCUGGACUGCUCCUCGCCUUCGUUCAAGGACUCAUCCAAGAAGAGUUGCAACAAAACCAAUUCUGAUAAAGUUUCCAUCCACUCCCUAGACACGGUCCCUUAUUCAUCUGAAUUUAGUGGAGAUAGGAUGAGAAAGAAGAGAGUCAUAAAGAGACUGGUGUAUCCAUUUGCCCUGGUGAAGCCGGGCGGGACUGAAGGGGACGUAACUUUAAACGACAUCAAUGAGAGGAUCCUGAUGCCGCCUACAAGGCCGGUCCGCCACCCCGUUGGGGAUUUCGCAUGCCGGCCGACUUGCGUGUCCCCUCAUGGCCCUGGCCUCUCCGGCAAGGCUGUGGUGGCCCUCACAAGAAUCCAUACACAGGGAAGAGGCACCAUCACUAUUAUAAGAACCAAAGGUUGAUCAUACAAUUUAAGGGCACGGGCGGUUUGCUAUAUAUAUAUAUAUAUAAGGUGUAUAGGGAGAAAGGAAGCUGGCUACUGUUUUCUCUUUGCAAUUUCAUACUUGUGCAUGUUAUUUUUGGCAUGAGUAAUAUAUAUCGUCUUGGCAGUUGCUUUAUAUAGUAAAUCAUGAAUUCAAAGUUUCAAAUUCGAAUUUCCGCA